ACUCAAAAGUAGUAAACCCUCUUCAACUUCUGCAAACUGUAACAGUACAGAAACUGCAACAAUUUACACAAAAGCUACUUAUUUUUCUUCAACAAUGGCAGCCGUGUCAAUCACUAAAAACGCCAUUUUUAACCUCUCUAAGGCUCUUCCUCGAACUCCUCCUCUCUUCCUUCGCCGCAAUGUCUCCUUCUACAACCUCUCAAAGACUCUUCCUCAAAACCGUUCUCUUUUCAUUCGCCACAAAGUCUCCCGUGUCUGCUUUUCCUCUUCCCCGAAUUACUCCGAGGCAUCGCCUAUGAGGGAGAUGGCUGACAACACCAAGGACGAUAUGAAAGCGUCCAUGGACGAAACUAAAAGGGCAGCCAAAGACAUGAUGGACAAAGCAAAAGAAGGUGCAGAGAGCAUGAAAGACAGGGCAAGUGAUAUGGCCGGAAAGGCAGCAGAUAAGGCAAAACAAGGGAAAGACAAAGCAGCAGAAAUGGCAGACGACACUAAAGAGAGAGCACGUGACAUGAAGGAAAGGACCAAAGACACUGCAGAGUCCAUGGCUGACAAGACGAAAAAAUACGCGAAUGAUGCAAAGGAGACGACGAAGGACAGAGCAGGAGCUAUGGCGGAGAAGACGAAAGAAGGGGCAAGCAAAGUGGCGGAGACAGCACAGUCAAUAGCUGGCAAAGCUAAGCAGGCAAUGUCAGAUGCUGUGGGAGCGGCAAAGGAAACGACUCAGAAGAUUAAAGAAACUGUGGUGGGUUCAGCAGAGGAUAACAAGAAGUCUGUUGAUGAUUAUAUUGAAGAUCAUAAAGGUAAGCCGAAGGAAGAUACGAGUGAGAAAACCAUGGAUGAAGAUGUGGUGGAACUGAGAAGGCGUGCAGGGGGAAGUGGUGACAAGAAACAUUGAGGCAGGAAAUGGAAGUUAUUUAAAAUAAUGUAGUGAAGGUUUUGUCUAAUAUGUUGAACUUAUUUCCUUAUGCAUAUUGUACACACGGAACUCUGUUUUUGAGUUUUGCUUCCCUAUGGGAAAGGGUACUUGCACUUGGUGAAUUUCCUCUUCUCACCGUCCACGGGCAGUUUGAUGGAAUUUAUGGAAUUUAAUGUUCAUUUUGA
Messenger RNA from Nicotiana attenuata, 1104 nucleotides. Its product is annotated as late embryogenesis abundant protein, group 3-like. The record is from RefSeq and is a predicted model, not a curated record. The transcript is spliced from 2 exons. Lineage: Eukaryota; Viridiplantae; Streptophyta; Magnoliopsida; Solanales; Solanaceae. The coding region runs from base 95 to 898 and encodes 267 amino acids.